Lethenteron reissneri (Far Eastern brook lamprey) is the source of this 4543-nucleotide messenger RNA. It is a transcript of the gene METTL13, whose product is annotated as methyltransferase 13, eEF1A N-terminus and K55. The record is from RefSeq and is a predicted model, not a curated record. Lineage: Eukaryota; Metazoa; Chordata; Hyperoartia; Petromyzontiformes; Petromyzontidae.
CGCUGUUUCGCGUCCAUGUGGCUUUGCUGCUGCUGCUGCUGGUUGUUGUUGGUGGUUGUUGGUUGUUGUGGUGGUCGUGGUAAGGACGUGAGCAGGGAACAGUCGCCCCGGGUUUGUCGUCGCGACUGAAGGCGACUGCCGUCUAUCCCCAGUCUCGCACAACUUUGCACAGCGCUCGCAAGCGCUGCGACUCGAGACCAGGGCCUUGCUGGGGCGGGCUCCCUCUCCCUACCCCCGCUGCUUGCCUGAGUUCCCUGCCGGCCGCGAGGCGGCGCGCCACCCGCCCGGUGCCCCCCCCCCCCCCCACCAUGGAGCUGCUGCCGCGGAGCCACCGCGACUUCAGCAGCGCGCGCUACUGGGAGAGGUUCUUCGAGCGGCGCGGGGACGACGCCUUCGAGUGGUACGGCUCCUACGAGGAGCUGGCGGGGCUGCUGCGACGCUACGUGAAGCCCAGCGACCAGGUGCUGGUGGUUGGCUGCGGGAACUCGGAGCUGAGCGAGCGAGUGCAUGACGCCGGCGUGGCCAAGAGUGUGGUGAGCGUGGACGUGAGCGAGACGGCCAUCAGGGUGAUGCGCGAGCGGCGACCCGACCUCGACUUCCGAGUCAUGGAUGUCACCGCCAUGGACUUUGACGACGGCUCCUUCCAGGUGGUGCUGGACAAGGGCACCCUGGACGCACUCAUGCCAGACUCAUCUCCUCCCACGCUCCUCACCGUGACGCGCAUGUUCUCUGAGAUCUCCCGCGUGCUACAGUUCGGAGGGCGGUACCUGUGUGUGUCGCUGGCCCAGGAGCACAUCCUGCGCAUGCUGGUAGAGCACUUCAGCACCGUCGAGGGCUGGCCGGUACGCGUGCACGUGCUGCCACAGGCCCCCGCCGGCCCUGCCGGCUCCACCGAGCACACCGGGCCCAGCAUGCCGGUCUUUCUCGUGGUGCUCACACGCUUCCACAGGCUGCCCGGUCCAGCGCAGCCACCCAUCUUGGAGCUCUGCCUGGACAGCCAAGGUGGUGGCAAGCCCACACGGCUGGAGAGCUCGGAGUGGCUGCUAAGUGCUGUGCAGGACCACCAGCUCUUGGCCAUUGUGAGGAGUCGGCUGCAGCGUCCGGGGGGUGCUGGGGAGGACUGCUCACUCGACCUCCUGGCACCUGGGGCAAGCUCCCCACGUUAUUCGCUCCACGUGGUGGACCGCCGGCCCUCACCGCCCGGGAAAGCCUUCGCCAUCUUCAUUGUGCCCCAGGGCCGUGAGAGCGAGUGGCUGUUCGGCUCCCGUGAGGGCCGGCGGCAGCUCGCGGCGUCGGCGGGGUUUGGCCGGCUGGUGGUGGCCACGUUGCACCGGGGCCAGGACUACGCGGGCGGCAUGGAGGCAGUGCAGGCCGAGCUUUCGGGCCCUGUCAUGCAGCUGGCGCCGCCGGGCCUCUCCUCCCGUCGCCAGCAGGUGCCAUUCUUGUCAGCCGGGGGCCCCGGGGCAGGGCUGGGUGAACGCGCGGUACGGCUGCAGGCGGCCGGGAUGGUGGUUGAGGACGUGACGGCCGAAGACGCGCGCCGCUACCGCCGCCUCCUCUUCCUCUCCAACCCCAACCUCAUCCAGUCUGAGGCCAGGCUCAUGCCCAGUGCUGCGCAUGUUUCCGCAGGCACUGCCUUGGCGACAAAGAAGAAGAACAAAAAGAAGAGUCCGGGACGGCGAGCAGAGCCGGGAGGAGCCGCAGCAGUGCGCACCGCGGACGGCACGGAGAUCGAUGCCGCCUUCCUCUCCUGCGAUCACCACCAGGCAAUGGUGGGCGGCCUCGCCCUGCUGCGCCUCGAGCCAGCCGCCGCGUUCCGCGUGCUACUGGUUGGCCUUGGCGGCGGCUCCCUGCCGCUCUUCUUGCACCGCCUCUUCCCGGCCUGCUCCCUCGUCGUCGUGGAGAUCGACCCGGCGGUGGUUGCCGUGGCGUCCGAGUGGUUCGGUUUCUGUGGCGACGAGCGCGCCCACGUGGUGGUCGGGGAUGGCGUUGCUCACAUCCGGGCCAUGGCCGCUCGCGUGUUACGCGUGUGCUGUGCAGGCGAGCCGGCACUGGACGCGGUGCUGUUUGAUGUGGACAGCAAGGAACCGGCGCUCGGCAUGAGCUGCCCCCCAGCGGCCUUCGUGGAGCCAGCGCUGCUCCGGGACGUGGGCUCCUUGAUCGGCCCGCACGGUCUCUUCAUGCUGAACCUGGUUUGCCGGGACCCGGCGCUCAAGCAGACCACGGUUUCCUCGCUCAAGGAUGCCUUCUCCUGGGUCUCCUAUGUCACGAUCCCCGAGGAGGUCAACGAGGUCUAUUAUUGCCGGGGCCCGAUGACGCUGCUGUCCGCCGCACCGUCACCGAACCCUGGGACGGCCGAUGGCGUCUCGGCCUGCUCCUCUGAGGGAGAGGCGGCGAGGAAAGGGGGGGUCACGGGGAGACGCGGGGGGGCCGCGGACGUGGACGUACAUGAGGCUGGGCAGCUGUCGGCGGAGCUGCAGGCUUGGCUGCAGAAGCGGGCCAAGAGCCACGAGCGUGAGCUGCGCCUCGCUGAGAUGCUGGGCUCUCUGCAGCUCGCGUGACCCCCCUGCCGCUUGUGGACUGCUUUACUGUGGAACCUGAUGCGUGCUGCGUGCCAUGGGCACGACCCCCCCCUCCACCCCCCCGUACACCUCCCUUGAACUUGACUCUUUUUAAAGCCACCUCCUGUCUCUCCUCAAGACUCGGUGGUGAUGAUGCCCUCCUGUGGACCAGGCCAGAUAUUCUACAUCAGCGAAUGUAAGGCAACACAGACCCCCCGAAUAGCCUUAACAGACUCUUGGGGCAACUGCUGUUAAUGAGCACCUAUGAAAGCUGGCACUGCGAACGAUGGGGGUGGGGGGGGUGGUUAGCCAACAGCACGCCAGACUGCUUUUGUCUCUAGUGGUAAUGUUUACACCUCACCAGGUGCUGAUUUGAGGUUAAGUCGACCUAUAGGAGGCCCAGGACUAGUUCAAAUAAUUGUCACUGGUGUUGGCCGUCAGUGGGAUUGGAACUCGGGUCACCAGGUUCAUAGCGGGUAAUACACACAUAGAUUGUCUGCUACUGUUUGUUUUGUGGAAAUAUACACAACUAGGGUCAUUCACCAAUCAUUCAUUCUGAAAACGUCUACCAAAAUUUCAACUGACCCAAGAUUCGAGAAUGAAAAAAAAAUUGCUGGGUGGUGUAGGGUUUAAGUCAUUUGGCCGGUGAAAGGGUUGAGAGAGUCUGGUUUGUAGCGCAUUUAGUGUGGCCUCUUGGGAGGAGGGGUGUAUGUGUGUCGGCGUGUGCGCUGUACAGCGGAGUGUGUGGAGGUUUGUGCUCUCGGUGGAGUGUGUGUGCACUGCACGGAGGAGUGUGUGGAUGUCUGCUCUGCGUGGAGGAGUGUGGAUGUGUGUGAUCUGGUUGUAGGAGUGUACUGUGUUGGCCGUUAUAGGUGCUCACGAACAGCACUUGCCCCAACAGCCUGUUAAGGCUAUACGGGGGGGAUCUUUGUAUUUGUUUUGUCUGGUUGUAGGAGUGUGUGGAUGUGUGUGCGCGUUGUACGGAGGAGUAUGUGUGGAAGUGUGUGUGGAUGUGUGCUGUGUGCAGGUGUGUGGAUGUGCGAGUGCGCUGCUUGCACGUCCUUGGUUGAUAUUGCAACCAACCAUUGCGUGAUCGUGUCUUUCAAGGAAAACCUCAGCUUUGCCAAGCCGCUGAUGUUGAACAAGUCGAGACAUCUUUGGCAGUACUUCCUAUGUGUCUGUUUGGCUACAUCAUAUUUCAGUGUAUGCUGUUUUGUGGCAUAUGUGAUGAAAUGUAGCACCAGUGUAAAUAAAUGAAACACCUCGGACCUGUGUAUUGUGUUGCCUGAAAAUGGACAAAUCUGCAGAAAAUAUGGCCGUUACAAAGACUCGAGACGUUUUCAGGGGGUUUGUCGAGUUUUCACAGUAGGGGGCGGCGUUGCGAUGUGUAAUUUAGUAUUUUUUCAGCAUUGGGAUGUUUAGCCAGUUUGUUGUUUUACCUAUGAAAGAAAACCCAUGUAGAUUCCACACAGAGGCACCGGAGUCGAAAUUGAACAGCUCCUCCAUGCUAAGGCACGAACACCACCACUGUGCCACCAUCCUGCCGCCCAAACGGUUAACUUGUAUUGAAUUGUUUUUUUCUGCAAAGAUCUGCAGGAGUGUUUUGACACCAUGACGUGCCUGCAUGUAGAACUUUCGCACCGUACGUAGCCAAUCAUGCUAAUCGAGAGGUGCGGGGCUGGACAACAAAACGGAUAAAGCAGUUUAAAAAAAAUUAGUUUUAAUCGAGAUUUGAAAGUGCCUGAUGGUUUCACGUAGCUCUCGAAGGGUGAAUAUUUGCGGUUUGCCAAAUGUCGACUAUCAGGUUCUUGCUGCUUUAUUGUCGCCUUUACUUUUCACGACUCCAUUUGUUUUCACUUUUCAUUUGUUCUUUUAAGAAAAUACAUCCGUUGUGCGCGAGUUCUCCGUUUCUGUGUAUUCUCUUUAAUUCUGUGUAGCAGUGUGCCUUCAAUGGUUUGCAAUUUCUUCUUUUGACAUGUUUC